Carassius auratus (goldfish) is the source of this 4621-nucleotide messenger RNA. RefSeq names its product CSC1-like protein 1. The record is from RefSeq and is a predicted model, not a curated record. Gene Ontology annotation, cellular component: plasma membrane. The transcript is spliced from 23 exons. The coding region runs from base 161 to 2566 and encodes 801 amino acids. Gene Ontology annotation, molecular function: calcium-activated cation channel activity. Lineage: Eukaryota; Metazoa; Chordata; Actinopteri; Cypriniformes; Cyprinidae.
UCGCAGAGGGCCACGGAGAGGCGAAUGAGAACGUGAGCGGGAUGAUAUUGGACGGAUAUAGCCGACCUGUCAAUCACUGGGGAUUCACUGUAAAGGCUCAGAGACUCUCUUCAUCUCGCUCUCCUCCCCCUCCAGGGCCGGGGUAAUCUAUUUAAGCCAAAUGAUGGCCUCCACGUGGUGGGGACCCCUCUCCAUGACGGUGGAUAAUGGCACUGGCCCUCUGGACAACAGCAGCUGUUUCAGUGCCACACAGAGCACCGUGCUGAAGGGGGUGAAUUUCGGAGGAGUGCCUGUCGUUCUGCUGAUGGACUUCUCACUCUUUGUGGUGCUGCUAAUAGUCUUCACUCUGAUCAGAAGGAGGCUGUGGGAUCACGGGAGACUCGCUCUUGUCGCAGAGACUGAAGGCGAUGCUCAAAAACAGCAUUACAUUAGGUUAAUGUCAUCCAUGUCCAUAGAGGAGCCUGAAUACGAGAAGGGUUGCUGCUCUUGGCUUACCUUUAUCGUCAAUAUGGAUGACACUUUGGUCCAAGAGAGAUGUGGAGUGGAUGCAGUACAUUAUCUGUCAUUUCAGAAGCACCUUGUCAUCUUGCUCUUGCUCAUCUGUGUGCUUUCUGUCACUGUCAUCCUACCAGUCAAUCUAUCUGGCGACCUGCUGGGCAAUGAUCCCUACAGUUUCGGCAGAACCACCAUAGCCAAUCUUAAGCAGGGUGAUACGCUGCUUUGGCUACACACUGUAUUUGCAUUUUUGUAUCUCAUGAUCACGGUGGCCCUGCUGAGACAACACACCUCUAAAAUGAAGGGAACCAAGAGAGAGAUAGCCAGAAACACCCUGUUUGUGAGGGAUGUACCGACUGCGGCCAGUAAUGAGACUAUAAAAACUCACUUUAUGGAGGCGUACCCCUCCUGUCAAGUGACUGAUGUUAACUUGUGUUAUGAUGUUGCCAAACUGAUUGACCUGGACAGAAACCGAAAAAGGGCAGAAAGAAAUCUGCAACAUUACAAUAAGAUACUUGAGAUCCAGGGACGACGUGAGGUCAUCAACCCUCGCCCAUGCAGCCACCUGUGCUGCUGCUGCAGUCACUGUAAGGGCUGUGAAGUGGUUGAUGCUAUAGAGUUCUACCGCUCACAGGAGGCUGCUCUGCGUGACGAGGAAAAUAGACUUAAGGAAAAUGAAGAACUGCAUCCUCUGGGCAUGACAUUUGUGACCCUGCAAAAUGAGUACAUGGCCUCUUAUAUUCUGAAAGAUUUCAAUGCUCUGGAGUGUGGAGGCAGGGCAAGGGGUGUGGCUGGUGAAGAAAUGGGCGGGGGAAUCGGGUGUGGGUGUGGCCGAGAGCCUCAGCCGUCCUCUAAGAGCGCAGAACUGAGGGUGAACAAAUGGAAAGUGAAUUACGCUCCUCACCCACAUAAUAUCUACUGGGAGAAUUUGUCAUUACAUGGGUGGCGUUGGUGGAUACGCUUUGUCCUGCUGAAUACGGCACUCUUCCUCCUCCUCUUCUUCCUCACCACACCCUCCAUCAUCAUCAGCACCAUAGACAAGUUUAAUGUCACCAAGCCCAUUCACUAUCUGAACAGCGCCAUUAUCAGCCAGUUCUUCCCCACUCUUCUGCUGUGGACCUUCUCAGCCCUGUUACCCACCAUUGUGUAUUACUCUACACUGGGAGAAGCCCAUUGGACCAGGUCCAGUGAAAAUAUGAGCAUGAUGUACAAGCUCUACACCUUCCUGAUCUUCAUGGUGUUGAUUUUGCCCUCCCUGGGCCUCACCAGUCUAGACGUGUUUUUCCGCUGGUUGUUUGAUAAACAGUCUGAGGGGAAGCUGAGGUUUGAGUGUGUGUUUCUACCCGAUCAGGGGGCGUUCUUUGUAAAUUACGUGAUCGCGGCGGCUCUGGUGGGCUCUGGCAUGGAGCUGCUGCGCUUGCCAGGGUUACUGCUCUACGUCGUGCGUCUGGCGCUCGCACAUUCGGCUGCUGAGAGGAAAUAUGUUAAACAGAAUCAGGCGUAUGAGUUUCAGUACGGAGCGAUGUACGGAUGGACGCUGUGUGUUUUCACAGUCAUCAUGGCCUACAGCAUCACCUGUCCUGUCAUCGUCCCCUUCGGUUUGCUGUACCUGCUGCUGAAACACCUGGUGGACAAACACAACCUGUACUUCGCUUAUCUUCCCGCCCGCCUCGAUCGGCAGGUUCACCUGGGAGCUGUCAAUCAAGCGCUGGCUGCACCAAUCAUAUGCCUGAUGUGGCUUUAUUUCUUCUCUGUGAUCAGAACAGGCUUCAUGACGGCUACGUCACUGUUCACUUUAGUGGUUCUGUGUGUGACCAUCUUUAUCUGUAUCAGUUACACCUGCUUCGGACACUUCAAAUACCUCAGUCCGCACAACUACAAUGUUAAGGAAGAAGAUGAAGACGUUGCAGUGUCAGAGAGUUCAUCUGCAUCGGUGUAUCUUCCCAAAGUUUUAAACCCAGAUGCAUCGUCCGUAUCUGAUGAAUGCAGCAUUCGCCAUUCAUACGGCACCACGGACACAAGCACGCCCUUCCUCAUCCCUGAGGAAGAUUAUCCAGACUCCGAUAUCUAGCAACAGACAUCGCCCAAUCACAACUGCCCUUUUACCUCUGGAGGAAACGGUCCUUGUUGAAUCAGAGGUUGGAGGUCAUUGUGCAGAUGGAGGGAGUUUACCUUUUAAAAACAGGAUCUUUUGGUGAGGAAAAGGCACGGGUACGUCCUCGUCGCCACCGAUGACACAGCGAUCCAAACAGAGGCGUCCGCGAUGAACAGGGACUAGAGUAGCUGUAAGGUCAAAGGUCGUGUCAAUGAAAAGCAUCUAAGCUGAUAAAUGCUCUGAGAGAUCAACAGAAUUUAUUAUUAUUUUUUUUUUCUACACUUACUGAGAGACUUGAGGAACAUUUAAUCAUAAACUGUCAUUAAAAAAACCUAAAGGAGCUUUUUGGGAUCAAUUCUUGUCACCAAAGACUUUAAACUGUUUUCUAAAUUGCCAUUCAAACACACAGUCCAAACAUUUACAGCCAGCUUCGCCAAUGAGCACUUGCCAAGGAGAUCAAAUAUAAUGCGAAUAUAUCAAAAACACUUGAACUGACACUUGUGUCUUGACGGAAUCAACGCUUUAUAAUAGGAAUUAGUGUGUGUGUGAGUGAGAGAAAGCAAGUGUCUGUGUUGUUCGUCAUUCUUAAUUUAUCUGUUUUAUACAAAUAUGUUAAUAUAUUGAUGUUGAAAGAUUUGAGCUCAUAGCUCAGUGGCCUUUCAUUAAAAGAUUUAUAGUUGUGUGUGAGAGAAUGAAUCCUCGCUAGGUGGCACUGUUGCUCUCUGAUCCUUCUGCUUCUUGCAAGAGAGAUGUUUCAGGUUCAGUACAAGCUAAACUCAGUAUUUUGGCAUAAUGUCAACUAUUAGAGAAAAAUAAUUUUUAUAAAAAAAAUAUGCCAAGGUUGGAUUUACAGUAAGGCUUGUAGAAUGAAGUCAACUGGGCAAUGCAUAUGUUUAAAAAAAAAUUAUGAGACUAAAUAAAAUCGCAUGUCUGCGUAAAAUGUAACUUCUAAAAUGUCAAUUUAAUGUCAUGGCCAUAACAGUAAGAAAGGGAUUGAUUUUACAUCAACUCUAUAGAGCACAUAGGAAACAGGGCUUUACUAAAUAAUUCAUGUAGGAGCUUUAACAAGUACAAACAUCAUAUUUAAUCCAUUAGCUGUAAUGCAAUGGGAAGAAACUGUGGCUAUGAAGGGAAGUUCUUGAUGUGGUUCCUGUGUUUGUGUUUUUGUUCUGUAAAUUCAUUAGAUGAGUGGAACAGAAACCGAGUUUUAGUGUCUGAUCAUGUAAACGGCUCAACCUCUGUACAUUGAGUCUCAUAGUCUUAAGUCUCAGAUUUUCCUGGAAAGGGGUGAAUAGAUGUCCUCUAAACACACACACCACACAUUUCUCCAGAAUGCGGUUUUCAGCUCAUUAGGCUGGAGGAUAGAGGAAAAUCACCUUAUUUUAACACCAUAAGCAGCCCACAAACUCGACUGACCUGCUCUAAAUGCCAGGAUCAGCAUUCAAAACUGCUUAAGAACAGAAACUGAUAUAAUGCGUGUGUGCGUGCAUGUGUGUGUGUGUGUGUGUGUAUCAAACUUUAUUUUUUUAUUUUCUUUAGUAUUCUUUGUACAUUUUUAGUGGUGGCAGGUAGCUAAUUGGGUUCACUCUUAGCUUGCCAAAUAUUUUAUUGAACACAAAAAUGUUAAACUUUAAGUUUUAAGCUUUGCAACAAUUUUUCUUGGGUAUGUGUGUAUUUGAGUGUGUAAUAGGAUGGAUCUCAUCUCAUACUUUUUUCGCAAUACUGCGUAAAGGUCACAUAUUUGGUGUAAACCAUAUACAAUAGUCAUAAACAUGAAGAUUACAUGCAUUUGUAAAGCUAUAUUUUAUUCUGUGAGAGCCAGAAAUAAUAGCAUUUACAGCAUUUGAGACAACCGUAAACCUUCAGAAGGCUUUAUGACCCAAACGACACAAACGUCCACAUGCAACUUGAAACAAAAGAUGCAUACGAGUCAAAUAAAGCUGCAGUGAAUCCAGAAAAAUCUUAUUGUACUUCUGGAAACAGCUGUUAUGUUAUUUAAUUUGGAUAUUAAAUAAACUCUUUCUUUUAUUA